Acaulospora colombiana is the source of this 2988-nucleotide messenger RNA. The record is from the annotation of a GenBank genome assembly. Lineage: Eukaryota; Fungi; Glomeromycota; Glomeromycetes; Diversisporales; Acaulosporaceae.
AUGAAUGUAUUGUUUGCGUACGAGAACAGAACCAACUUAGAUCCGGGUUCAAGGAAUUCAACUAAAAGGAACAUUUGGGCCGGAAUCGCCGAUGAAAAUGGAAAUCUACUACAAAGUGUGCCUUUGAUUGAGAACGAAGAAAUAGGUGAGGUCAACGGGAUACUUGAGAUUAAAAACACGGGUCAUCAGUUGGUGGCCAAUGGUGAUAACUUUGUAUACGUUUAUUACCGAGGGAUUUCGGAGAGGUGUAAUACAAUUGCGUGGAAGGUGUAUAAAGAUAAAACUCUGGUAGGUUCAAAUCAAUUUAACACCACUGUAGAAUAUGGAUGCGUCAAAUCCUCUAAUGCCAUUCCAACGAUGGACGGUGGAUUCUUGAUCGUUUGGUCGGUUACAAUUCCUCCUAUAAACACGAACGGUUCGAACUCGCAACGAGCCCAAAGUCAGGUGUAUGCUGUAUUCCUGGUACCAGACAGCGCCAGCAUCAAGACCAAUCCGUUCGUGAUAUUUACGGGUGUCGCGGCACGCGGGAUAGAAAUUCUAGCGUGCGCGGGAUCUGAGAUUGGGAAGGGAUUUAACUGUUUCUUGAAAUUAUUAACAAGUGAGAACAAGAGUGGAAAUCCAUAUCAAGUCACUUUUUUAUCAAGUGGGAUGGUUUAUGAUGUUAUAUACCUCGGAUCGAAUACCACAAAUGUCCAGGCAUCUUUUGGAGAUUGGUUUGCCUUGCCUUUAAAUAAUAUAGAUCAGAGAUUCGACUUUAAAAAUCCUUCGACGCAAGGUAUCAUCAAUGUUUUUUCAACGGAUGCCACAGACGUACCAACAACAUCUGACUCCACGUCUUUUAACUUAAGCCUCAAUUAUCGGGGUCGAGUCGUGCUUUCUGGUCGUGGCAGCAUAAACGUAUAUCAAUCAGGAUACGAUGAAGUACCGAGGCUAACGAUACCUAGCAGCUUUAUAACAGUCAUUAAUAACCUUAAUUUCACCACCUUCGAGGUGGAUUUGUUUCCGAGUACAUUGAAUCUUCCGAAUACAGAGUAUUACGUUACGGUGGAUGAUGGAAUGGUGCUGAAUGCGAAUUUGUUCGAACCUUUGCCCGGUAUAAAGCCUGGUGUUUGGAAUUUCACUACUGCUUUUGAGAAAACUUUAUACUCUGUGGUCCUUAGGUUUGACCCUAAGUCCAGACAGAACUUUGUCACGAAUACUUCUGCAACGUUAAAGGAAAUUCACACAGAGAUCUCGAGGUUCCUUCCUGUAGAGAUUGAACGCAUAUCGACUCCCAACUCUGCAUGGUAUUACGACCAAGGAUUAGAUCACGAUUACAUUUUAGUUCCCAUCACAAUUGAACCUGGAGACCCACCGCCAUUAAGACUCUCUUCUGAUCUCGAAGAUUUGAUUUUUAACCUACCAUUCACCAACAUGAAGAAUGGAACCUUAACAUCCAUGUUAGAUUCAAAAUAUGGAGCACAGAUUCAAUCCAAUUUUUGGGUUGAAAACAGAGCCGUGUUGAUACUGGCAGGUGUCGCGGUUUUAUUGGUUAUAUUAUUGUAUAUUGCCGCAGAGUGGAAAGAUCCUAAUGCCAGAAAUUUCGCCGUACCCCAAUUUGUCUUGAUACUGGCGGACUUCUCUCUAGCUGGCACGGUGAUCAGAGAAGCAUUUUACAACGAAGAAUUCUUGCGUUGGUUCAAGUUGAAUACCGCUAUCGCGUCGGCAUUCACGGUGUUGGGAUCAACGGAAGUUGAGGUGCUGAGCAUUUUGAAUUCGAGAGUUGGUGGGAUUAAAACAUUGCAAGCUCCGUGGAGCGAUCGAGCAACAACAGCGUCUCUGGUGAUACUACACGCGAUCGUCGAUAAAUUAUAUUUAGGCAUUGCAAGAUGGCGAAAAUCGAAGCAUCAAUAUGAAUCACCGAAGGGUGGUGAAGAGGCAUGGAGGGAAUUAAUGGUCGAAGUUGAUAAAUUUGCAAAGGAAUAUCAAGAAAAAUCUCGUAAGAGCAUUGCAGCUGCCGAGAAAAGAGCGAGAGAGAAGAAAGACAGUGGCAGUAGUCGAGGAUCCAUAUUGAAAGGAGGAAAUUAUAGAGACAAAGGGAAAAAACGAGAGGAUGAUGGCGGAAACGGUGGCGCUGUGAGUAUGGCCGGUAGUGGCGCAGAGCGAAAGAAUGCCUCGCAGGCUGAAAUCUUCAUGGCAAGAUUGACGAGAUGUAUUUACAAGAUUUAUGUCAGGAAGUUGGACGGUGCUGAGAUCAUUCCAAUAAGUAGUAACAAGGAGGGAACUUAUAUGGUGUACAAAAAGUCCUCCUUGAUGGAGACGAUGUUGGUAGGCGUGAAAAUGCCUAUAACAUGUGUUACCAAAAAUCCCGUGAUUCCCAAGUUUAUUGCGAAGCUAAUUUCACCAAAAUUGCGCGACUCCUGGGGGAAAGAAUCGCAUCUUUCCGAUACGGCUGACGUAAUGUUUAUAAUUGGUGAAGACGGCGAAAAAUUGUUUGCAAACAGUGCAAUCCUUGCCAAGAAAUCCAAGUAUUUUGGAACCUUAUUCGAAGAAAAUUUUGGCGAUUGUGUCCCAAUAAAUGAAAGUUUGUUGGAAGGAAAGGAUAGAACCUCUCAACAGCAAUAUGAAAUCAGAAUCCUUGAUUUCUCUUAUGAAACUGUACUUCAGAUGCUUCGAUUCAUCUACACCGGAGAGGCAUACAUAUCAACUAGGGAAGAAAUUUAUGAUAUUUUCAGCAUAGCAGAAAAAUACAUGGUCACCGCACUAAAACAUAAAUCCAGAAGAAUUAUAUCAGGACUGCUCAACGUUGAAACGGCAGCCGAGAUCUUGUUCAAGCACGCAUGGAAGCAUCCAGAGUUGAAAAGAGAGGUGAUGGACUUUAUGAUCAAGAAUUUUUCUCAAGUCAGAAAGACGGAUGGGUAUAAGAGAUGCGUUAGAAAUUAUACCGAGUGUCCAAUGUUUUCGGUGCUAAAAUUUGAGAUUCUGAUGGCUUCUCUACCGGAGCCUUGA